Messenger RNA from Phyllopteryx taeniolatus (common seadragon), 920 nucleotides. It is a transcript of the gene cnpy1, whose product is annotated as canopy FGF signaling regulator 1. The transcript has 6 exons. The record is from RefSeq and is a predicted model, not a curated record. Gene Ontology annotation, cellular component: endoplasmic reticulum. Lineage: Eukaryota; Metazoa; Chordata; Actinopteri; Syngnathiformes; Syngnathidae. The coding region runs from base 241 to 798 and encodes 185 amino acids.
ACUUUGUUUUGUAAAGCUGAAAUCAAACGUACUACUCGGUUCGUGUGUGUUUUUGUUUGUUUUGAGUCAGGUCUUACGUUAUUUUUAGGUGGUAUUACCAAAACGUUUUUGAGGGUUGACGUUUGGUUUUGUUUGAAAGUUGUCCGGAAGUCACGUAGUUGUCAUGUUACGAAUGACUCCUGAGAGGGUCGACAUCAUUUGACAGUUUGUGUGAAGUCCAAAGCAGGUCAGCGGCACGCGAUGGGCCCAUGGAUUAUUCGGACGACUGUUGUUGUUAUGUUAUUCAUCUGCUGCUACCAGGCUAAGCGGGACCAGACGCUCUACUGUUCUGCUUGCCGUGCAAUUGUAGACGAAUUGACGCACUCGAUCGAGCAGGUGGACCCAAAGCAAACCAUUAAUAUUGGCAGCUUUCGACUCAAUCCAGAUGGAAGCGUGAAAGACAAAAAGGUACCCCUCGCUCGUUCCGAGACGCACCUCGGUGAGCUCUUGGAUGGGGUUUGCCGUUCCAUGAGUGACUACGCCCUCCACGUGGACCCCGCCACCCGGAAAAAACGACACAUGAGGUUUGCGCCGAGGAGCAGUGGCUCCACCGGGGACUUCCCUGACCUUAAAAACUUCCAGUUCGAUGGACCUGAAGCUCCCAGUGCCUUGAAAUUCGCAUGUGAAACCAUCGUAGAGGAGCUGGAGGAUGAUAUCAUUGCGCUUUUCAGCCAGAACACCAAGGAUGCGCACAAGGAGUUAUGCAACAACGUCUCAGACUACUGUAAAGACACCAGUAACACAAAUGAGGAGUUAUAGUCUUUUUUUUUUUUGGGAAGUUUGAAAAUGGUGUGGUGUGACCAACUUUGUUUCAAUGAAAUGGGAAAUGAGAGGUCUAUUUAAUAAAAUGAACUUCUGACAAAUAAAAACUAUUUUGUGAA